UGGAAACGUGGAGGCAUUAGAAUCGCUGGAUGAGCCCUGACAGAUGCCGGGAGAGGAGAGGCUCCUGUUUCUACCCCACUCCCAGAAACGACGAUGGGCGGUUAGGAGAGAAUUGACCUUGGAAGCAAAAGUUAUUCCAGCUUCACCACUUAACAGGGUUGCUAUGACAACUGCAAAAAAUACAGAGUACUUGGAACAAUGCUCAGUGCGUAUCAGAAAAGCACUGAUCGUACUGGCCCACUCAGAGAGGACGUCCUUCAACUAUGCCAUGAAGGAGACUGCCAUAGAGGCUUUGAAGAGGAAAGGAUGGGAGGUCACUGUGUCGGACCUGUAUGCCAUGAACUUCAAUCCCGUCAUCUCCAGAAAGGACAUCACAGGUAAACUGAAGGACCCCGGGAACUUUCAGUAUCCUGCCGAGACUGUUUUAGCUUAUAAAGAAGGCCGUCUCAGCCCAGAUAUUGUGGCCGAACAAAAGAAGCUGGAAGCUGCAGACCUUGUGAUUUUUCAGUUCCCCCUGCAGUGGUUUGGAGUCCCUGCCAUCCUGAAAGGCUGGUUUGAGCGGGUGCUCGUAGGGGAGUUCGCUUACAAGUAUGCUGCCAUGUAUGAUAAGGGGCCUUUUCGGAAUAAGAAGGCAGUGCUUUCCAUCACCACCGGUGGCAGCGGCUCCAUGUACUCUCUGCAUGGUAUCCAUGGGGACAUGAACAUCAUUCUCUGGCCAAUUCAGAGUGGCACUCUGCACUUCUGUGGCUUCCAAGUCUUGGAACCUCAACUGACAUAUAGCAUUGGGCACACUCCCGAGGAUGCCCGAGUUCAGAUCCUGGAAGGAUGGAAGAAACGCCUGGAGAAUAUUUGGGAUGAGAUGCCACUGUAUUUUGCUCCAAGUAGCCUCUUUGACCUAAAUUUCCAGGCAGGAUUCUUAAUGAAAAAGGAGGUGCAGGAUGAGCAGAAAAGUAAGAAAUUUGGCCUUUCUGUGGGCCAUCACUUGGGCAAGUCCAUCCCAAUGGACAAUCAGAUCAAAGCCAUAAAAUAAGAUCCACAAGGCUGGACUUCCUUCUAAGAAUGUGACCUAAUCUUGGUUGCUAUUUUGAGCUUCCUUGAUUUGCUCUAGUUUUUAAGAUCUGUGUUUUUCUUUUUCCGUGAGGAAUGAAUAAUAGAGAACAGACUAAAUUCAUACGUUUCUGGAUAGCUUUAUUAAAUAAUGUAACCAAUUCUUAUGAUUGCUAUCAUGGCAAAAUCUGAUUAGUCUCAAAAGGGCUCUUAGGAUGUAAAGCCAGACAGAAAGGUAGAAAGAUGCCAGACAGUAUUCUUUAAGGCCCUCUACACAAUUUAAUCCCUCUCUCUUUAGGUAUAUAUUUUUAGGAAUAAAUCUGGCUAGAGAGCAUCCAACUCCUCAAUGAUCUAUUUUUCUUUAAUUACCUCUCUGUGGUUUAUGGCAGAAGGGAAUUGCUCAGAGGAGGAAAUGACAGAAUCUGUCUGACCUAAGGGACUUGUUUAAUAAUUGCUACUCUCUGCUUGUUUGUGAUAUAUAUUAGCUUUAUUACUAUACAAUGACUACCAUGCCUACAUGAAUGUCCUCCUUCCUUGAACUUUUGUUGUUAACACAGAUACCUUGAAAUGAAAAGUUAAUAAAAAUCUUUUU
Budorcas taxicolor (takin) is the source of this 1639-nucleotide messenger RNA. RefSeq names its product NAD(P)H quinone dehydrogenase 1 (gene NQO1). The coding region runs from base 44 to 1030 and encodes 328 amino acids. The record is from RefSeq and is a predicted model, not a curated record. Gene Ontology annotation, molecular function: NAD(P)H dehydrogenase (quinone) activity. Lineage: Eukaryota; Metazoa; Chordata; Mammalia; Artiodactyla; Bovidae. The transcript is spliced from 8 exons. Gene Ontology annotation, cellular component: cytosol.